This is a messenger RNA of Lucilia cuprina (Australian sheep blowfly), 723 nucleotides long. RefSeq names its product protein PTHB1-like. The transcript is spliced from 2 exons. The record is from RefSeq and is a predicted model, not a curated record. Gene Ontology annotation, biological process: cilium assembly. Gene Ontology annotation, cellular component: membrane; BBSome. The annotation marks the transcript as partial. NCBI's taxonomy places the organism in Eukaryota, Metazoa, Arthropoda, Insecta, Diptera, Calliphoridae.
UCGUCGUAAUGUGGUUGAGAUGAAAAAAUAAGAAAAAUAUAAAAAAUCUAGAUAAAAAGUGCUGAUACAGUUUUGAAAAAUGUCUCUAUUUAAUGUUUGCAAUUGGUGGUCAACACAAUGUUCUGAUUUGGAAGAGAAUUAUGAUGUGGCCAGUCUGUUGUGUGCUCGUUUUGGUUUGGAAGAACAAGAAAAGGAUUAUAUUAUCGUGGGCUCUCAUACUGGUCAUUUAAGUAUAUUCUAUCCCAGUUAUGAAGUAGAUGCCAAUGGCAACACUCCUGCAUAUAAGCCAACAGAUUUGUUAUUGGAAAUAUUUACCGAAGCUCCCAUAUUGGGGGUCUAUGCUGGUAGAUUUAGUGCCAACAAUCGCAAAGAGAACACAAAUCAAUUGGCUGUUUUACAUCCCAACUCAUUGGUCAUUUAUAAUGUGGUUCAUGUCGGCGGUGUGGCCGAACAUGGUGCUCAACUAAGCCUACAACCAUUGAUGGAGUAUCGUUUUCAUCGCACGGCAUUUUCAUUUUGCAAAGGUCACUUUGGCAAAGUCAAAGGCCGUGAAUUCUUUUGUGUUGUUCAUUUGGAUGGUUCGUUGACAUUUUAUGAACAGGAUGGAAUUUCGUAUGAAUGCAAAUUUCCUGGUCAUCGGGCCUUACCCACACCCAUUGUGUAUUGUGAGAGAACAGAUAGUUUUUUUCGUCUAGCUUCGGCUUGGAAUUUAGAAUGUUAUAC